CGGGACCGAAAACUUUACCCUAGCCCCCACACCACACCACACCACCCCGCCGGCCAGCACGCGGUUCUCGCCGUUAUUCUCCCGAGGAGCGCCACCACCAUCUCCGCACCUCGCUCCACUCGGCCUAGGGUUGGAUCUCGAGGCACAAUGGAGGGCGUGACACCGGCGGCGGCGGCGGCGGCGGAGGUGAAAAACCCGAGGGUCUUCAUGGACGUCACCAUCGGCGGCGAGAUGGAGGGGAGGAUCGUGAUAGAGCUCUACGCGUCCGUCGUUCCGCGCACGGCGGAGAACUUCCGCGCGCUCUGCACGGGAGAGAAGGGCGUCGGCGCCGCCUCCGGCAAGCCGCUUCACUUCAAGGGAUCAUUCUUCCACCGCAUUAUCAAAGGUUUUAUGGUACAAGGUGGAGAUUUUACUGCUGGUGAUGGAACGGGAGGGGAGUCAAUUUAUGGUUCAAAGUUUGAGGAUGAGAACUUCAUUUUAAAGCAUGAGAGGAAAGGAAUAUUAUCAAUGGCUAAUUCUGGUCCCAACACAAAUGGAUCUCAGUUUUUCAUCACUACCACCCGAACACCUCACUUAGAUGGGAAGCAUGUAGUUUUUGGAAGAGUAAUAAAGGGAAUGGGGGUGGUUCGCUCAUGUGAGCACAUUCCUGUUGGAGAAGCUGACCGUCCCACAGCUGAUGCCGUAAUUUUUGAUUGUGGGGAACUCCCUGAAGGUGCCGAUGAUGGAGUUGUGAACUUUUUCAAGGAUGGUGACAUGUAUCCUGACUGGCCAAAUGAUCUUGAAGAGAAGCCUACAGAGGUUUCAUGGUGGAUGGAUGCUGUGGAGUAUGCUAAAGCUUUUGGGAACGGUAACUUUAAGAAACAAGAUUACAAGACAGCCCUGAGAAAGUAUAGAAAAGCUCUGCGCUACUUGGAUGUUUGCUGGGAGAAAGAAGAGAUAGAUGAAGAGAAGAGCACAGCACUACGGAAGACCAAGUCCAUAAUACUCACGAAUAGCUCUGCAUGCAAAAUGAAGUUGGGAGAUUUGACGGGUGCUUUGCUGGAUGCGGAUUUUGCACUGCGUGAAACGGAUGGGAAUGCUAAGGCUUUUUUCCGACAAGGACAGGCACACAUGGCACUUAAUGACAUUGAUGCAGCCGUGGAAAGCUUCCAGAAUGCGUUGGACUUGGAGCCGAGUGAUGGAGGAAUCAAACGAGAGCUGGCUGCUGCAAAGAAGAGGGUUGCCAACAGAUUAGAUAAGGAGCGAAAGUCAUUUGCUAGGAUGUUCCAAUCUUCAGGAAAAUCAGAUGAGAACAACAAAGAGGACAACUGAUCUGUAGUUUCUCCCCCUGGCAAACUUUUGGUCGCUUAAUCUGGGAUAGACACUAGAACUGUCAGCGGAAAAGGUUCUAGUUUUCUUGAUGCACACGAAUUGAAGGAUGCUUAUGCCUUGAAAAAAAAUUGAAGGAUGAUUUGUGUUGCAGGUAUACCAAGGAGCACUGCCUAGCAACAAUUGAAUCUAGAUACAGGAAAAAAUAGUGGGGGCCUGGGGGGAGGAGAGCUUUUGUCUUUUUACUACAGAGCUAGUCAAUGUUGUCGCGUCGUUUGAAAAACCUGAGACACUGAACUAAGCAGUGCAAUUUUCAGACGUUGCAAGUGGCAUGCAUGCCACUUAAUAGUAGACAUUUCCUCUUGUUUGGUCCCAUCGUGGUCAAGCCUGACAGUUGAUAAUCUUUGUGCACCCUUUGCUUUUGUGAUUA
This is a messenger RNA of Lolium perenne, 1738 nucleotides long. Its product is annotated as peptidyl-prolyl cis-trans isomerase CYP40. Gene Ontology annotation, biological process: protein folding; protein peptidyl-prolyl isomerization. Gene Ontology annotation, molecular function: peptidyl-prolyl cis-trans isomerase activity; cyclosporin A binding; protein binding. Gene Ontology annotation, cellular component: cytoplasm. The record is from RefSeq and is a predicted model, not a curated record. Lineage: Eukaryota; Viridiplantae; Streptophyta; Magnoliopsida; Poales; Poaceae.